Histoplasma capsulatum G186AR is the source of this 1590-nucleotide messenger RNA. RefSeq names its product U4/U6-U5 snRNP complex subunit PRP31. Lineage: Eukaryota; Fungi; Ascomycota; Eurotiomycetes; Onygenales; Ajellomycetaceae. Bases 1 to 1590 code for a protein of 529 amino acids. Gene Ontology annotation, biological process: spliceosomal tri-snRNP complex assembly; mRNA splicing, via spliceosome. The record is from RefSeq and is a predicted model, not a curated record. The transcript is spliced from 3 exons. Gene Ontology annotation, cellular component: U4 snRNP; U4/U6 x U5 tri-snRNP complex; precatalytic spliceosome.
AUGGCGACUUUAGCAGACGAGCUAUUGAACGAUUUUGAGGAGUCUGGCUCUGAGGAUGAGAGCACACUCGCCAACACCUUGUUCCCCGACAAAGCUGCGGAAUCUGAUGCUGAUGGCUCUGCUAAAGUUCGAGGCGAAGGGAUGGAGCUUGACGGAGACGAAGAAGAAGUGAACGAUGAUGACGCAGAUGCGGAUAUCGCCAUGGACCCAACCGGGAAAUUAGACAAAGAGAUGGGAGAAGCGGACGCUACCAAGGCGAGGGUCGAGAAAAUGCGGUUCGGGACUGUGAGCGAUGUACGAAGCGUGGCGAGCUUAAUGAAAACGCUCCAACCGAUUUUAGAUAAAGUAUCUUAUUACCAAUCCCUUCCAUCGGAGAAAAGAACGACGUCUAUCGGCUCAAUCGAAGAUAAUCCAGAUUCAUCCGACCACAAGUUCAUCCGAGAUCACUAUUCUACUAGAUUUCCGGAGCUGGAAACUCUUAUCACAAACCCUCUGGACUACGCCAAGACUGUUGCAAUUUUACAGAAUGGGCCCCUUGACGAUAUCAAGUCUUUGUCAACCUCAACGGAUAAUCUGGUUGGCGCGACUCUGAGAUCCGUUCUUGAUGGACCUUCUUUAAUGAUCGUCGCAGUGGAGGGAACAACAACUCGAGGCCGGGAGUUGUCCCCAUCAGAACUCAAGACUGUCCUAGACGCAUGCAAAAUGAUGCUAUCACUUGAUCGAGCUAAAGGGAUCCUUACCGACUAUGUACAAUCGCGAAUGAAUGUCUUUGCACCGAAUCUAACGGUUCUCAUUGGAUCACUAACUGCUGCACAACUUCUAAACUAUGCUGGAGGUCUUACAGGGUUAGCGAAGACCCCUUCCUGUAAUAUCCCGCCAUUGGGAUCAAAAAAGCAAACAGGCACCGGCUUUGCAACUAAUGUUGGGGUGAGACACCAAGGAUUCUUGUACCACUCACCGAUCAUUCAGGAAAUCCCAAACGACCUGAAGCGGCAAGCGAUGCGUAUCGUGUCGGCAAAAGUGGUUUUGGCGGCUAGAGUCGACCGAGUGCAUAGCAGCCCGGAUGGAUCCACGGGUGAAGAACUGAAACAAGCCUGCUUGGAUCGUCUUGAGAAACUGACCGAGCCCGCUCCAAAUAAGGGACCACGUGCCUUACCUGCGCCUGAUGAUAAACCGUCUAGAAAACGGGGUGGACGAAGAGCGCGAAAGGCGAAAGAAGCGACAGCGAUGACAGAUAUCCGCAAAGCACAGAAUCGUUUGGCGUUUGGAAAGGAAGAAAAGGAAAUCGGAUACGGUACUGGAGAGGGUACGAAAGGGUUGGGUAUGCUUGGUCAAGAGGAUCAUGGCCGGAUACGUGCGAGCCAAAUCGACCAAAGAACCAAGGCUAAGCUCAGUAAAUCCAAUAAGGGAUGGGGAGCUGCAACGCCAAUCGGUGGAACUGCUUCAUCGCUUCGAGGCUUUGGACAAGCCGGAAAUGCAACAGUAUUGCGAGCACAGGGACUCCGUACUGCUGGGUGUUGGGACCAUCACUCGGCGCUGGUACUGGGAAUAGCUAGCUCGAUUGCCUUUUACCCCAGUCCAAGGGCUUAG